Pan troglodytes (chimpanzee) is the source of this 10214-nucleotide messenger RNA. It is a transcript of the gene FBN3, whose product is annotated as fibrillin 3. Gene Ontology annotation, molecular function: calcium ion binding. The transcript is spliced from 60 exons. Lineage: Eukaryota; Metazoa; Chordata; Mammalia; Primates; Hominidae. The record is from RefSeq and is a predicted model, not a curated record. Bases 103 to 7785 code for a protein of 2560 amino acids.
CCCCGGCGCCGCAGGAGCCCGCCCUGCAGUGCUGAGUCCCGCGCGUCCGCCUGCCGUGCCCGCCUCCACGCGCGCCGCCUCGCAGCCUCCAGGGGACACGCCAUGACUCUGGAGGGUCUGUAUUUGGCAAGGGGCCCCCUGGCCCGGCUCCUGCUGGCCUGGUCGGCCCUGUUGUGCAUGGCAGGUGGCCAAGGCCGCUGGGACGGGGCCUUGCAGGCUGCAGGUCCUGGACGUGUGUGGAGGCGGGGCAGCCCAGGCAUCUUGCAGGGGCCGAACGUGUGCGGCUCCCGGUUCCAUGCCUACUGCUGUCCAGGCUGGAGGACAUUCCCUGGCAGGAGCCAGUGUGUCGUGCCCAUCUGUAGGCGCGCCUGCGGUGAAGGCUUCUGCUCCCAGCCCAACCUGUGCACCUGUGCGGAUGGGACGCUGGCUCCCAGCUGCGGGGUGAGCCGAGGGUCAGGGUGCAGUGUGAGCUGUAUGAAUGGGGGCACCUGCCGGGGGGCGUCCUGUCUGUGUCAGAAGGGCUACACAGGCACCGUGUGUGGGCAGCCCAUCUGUGACCGCGGCUGCCACAAUGGGGGUCGCUGCAUUGGGCCCAACCGCUGCGCCUGUGUGUACGGCUUCAUGGGACCUCAGUGUGAGAGAGAUUACCGGACGGGACCCUGCUUUGGCCAAGUAGGCCCCGAGGGGUGCCAGCAUCAGCUGACGGGCCUCGUGUGCACCAAGGCACUUUGCUGUGCCACUGUGGGCCGUGCCUGGGGCCUUCCAUGUGAACUUUGCCCUGCACAGCCACACCCCUGCCGCCGCGGCUUCAUCCCCAAUAUCCACACGGGGGCCUGCCAAGAUGUGGAUGAGUGCCAGGCUGUGCCAGGCCUGUGCCAGGGAGGCAGCUGCGUCAACAUGGUGGGCUCCUUCCAUUGCCGCUGUCCAGUUGGACACCGGCUCAGUGACAGCAGCACUGCAUGUGAAGACUACCGGGCCGGCACCUGCUUCUCAGUGCUCUUCGGGGGCCGCUGUGCUGGAGACCUCGCCAGCCACUACACUCGCAGGCAGUGCUGCUGUGACAGGGGCAGGUGCUGGGCGGCUGGCCCGAUCCCUGAGCUGUGUCCUCCUCGGGGCUCCAAUGAAUUCCAGCAACUGUGCGCCCAGCGGCUGCCGCUGCUACCCGGCCACCCUGGCCUCUUCCCUGGCCUCCUGGGCUUCGGAUCCAAUGGCAUGGGUCCCCCUCUUGGGCCAGCACGACUCAACCCCCAUGGCUCUGAUGCGCGUGGGAUCCCCAGCCUGGGCCCUGGCAACUCUAAUAUUGGCACUGCUACCCUGAACCAGACCAUUGACAUCUGCCGACACUUCACCAACCUGUGUCUGAAUGGCCGCUGCCUGCCCACGCCUUCCAGCUACCGCUGCGAGUGUAACGUGGGCUACACCCAGGACGUGCGCGGCGAGUGCAUUGAUGUAGACGAAUGCACCAGCAGCCCCUGCCACCACGGUGACUGCGUCAACAUCCCCGGCACCUACCACUGCCGGUGCUACCCGGGCUUCCAGGCCACGCCCACCAGGCAGGCAUGCGUGGAUGUGGACGAGUGCAUUGUCAGUGGUGGCCUUUGUCACCUGGGCCGCUGUGUCAACACAGAGGGCAGCUUCCAGUGUGUCUGCAAUGCAGGCUUCGAGCUCAGCCCUGAUGGCAAGAACUGUGUGGACCACGACGAGUGUGCCACCAGCACCAUGUGUGUCAACGGCGUGUGUCUCAACGAGGAUGGCAGCUUCUCCUGCCUCUGCAAACCCGGCUUCCUCCUGGCACCUGGCGGCCACUACUGCAUGGACAUUGACGAGUGCCAGACGCCCGGCAUCUGCGUGAACGGCCACUGUACCAACACUGAGGGCUCCUUCCGCUGCCAGUGCCUGGGGGGGCUGGCGGUAGGCACGGAUGGCCGUGUGUGCGUGGACACCCACGUGCGCAGCACCUGCUAUGGGGCCAUCGAGAAGGGCUCCUGUGCCCGCCCCUUCCCUGGCACCGUCACCAAGUCCGAGUGCUGCUGUGCCAACCCGGACCACGGUUUUGGGGAGCCCUGCCAGCUUUGUCCUGCCAAAAACUCCGCUGAGUUCCAGGCACUGUGCGGCAGUGGGCUUGGCAUUACCACGGAUGGUCGAGACAUCAACGAGUGUGCUCUGGAUCCUGAGGUUUGUGCCAAUGGCGUGUGCGAGAACCUUCGGGGCAGCUACCGCUGUGUCUGCAACCUGGGUUAUGAGGCAGGUGCCUCAGGCAAGGACUGCACAGACAUGGAUGAGUGUGCCCUUAACAGCCUCCUGUGUGACAACGGGUGGUGCCACAAUAGCCCUGGCAGCUACAGCUGCUCCUGCCCCCCCGGCUUCCACUUCUGGCAGGACACGGAGAUCUGCAAAGAUGUCGAUGAAUGCCUGUCCAGCCCGUGUGUGAAUGGCGUCUGUCAGAACCUGGCUGGCUCCUACACCUGCAAAUGUGGCCCUGGCAGCCAGCUGGACCCCUCUGGUACCAUCUGUCUAGACAGCACCAAGGGCACCUGCUGGCUGAAGAUCCAGGAGAGCCGCUGUGAGGUGAACCUUCAGGGAGCCAGCCUGCGGUCCGAGUGCUGCGCCACCCUCGGGGCAGCCUGGGGGAGCCCCUGCGAACGCUGCGAGAUCGACCCUGCCUGUGCCCGGGGCUUUGCCCGGAUGACAGGUGUCACCUGCGAUGAUGUGAACGAGUGUGAGUCCUUCCCGGGAGUCUGUCCCAACGGGCGUUGCAUCAACACUGCUGGGUCUUUCCGCUGUGAGUGUCCAGAGGGCCUGAUGCUGGACGCCUCAGGCCGGCUGUGCGUGGAUGUGAGAUUGGAACCAUGUUUCCUGCGAUGGGAUGAGGAUGAGUGUGGGGUCACCCUGCCUGGCAAGUACCGGAUGGACGUCUGCUGCUGCUCCCUCGGGGCCGCGUGGGGAGCCGAGUGCGAGGCCUGCCCGGAUCCCGAGUCUCUGGAGUUCGCCAGCCUGUGCCCGCGGGGGCUGGGCUUUGCCAGCCGGGACUUCCUGUCUGGCCGACCGUUCUAUAAAGAUGUGAAUGAAUGCAAGGUGUUCCCUGGCCUCUGCACGCACGGUACCUGCAGAAACACGGUGGGCAGCUUCCACUGCGCCUGUGUGGGGGGCUUUGCCCUGGAUGCCCAGGAAUGGAACUGCACAGAUAUCGACGAGUGUCGCAUCUCCCCUGACCUCUGCGGCCAGGGCACCUGUGUCAACACGCCGGGCAGCUUUGAGUGCGAGUGUUUUCCCGGCUACGAGAGUGGCUUCAUGCUGAUGAAGGACUGCAUGGACGUGGACGAGUGUGCAAGGGACCCGCUGCUCUGCCGGGGAGGCACUUGCACCAACACGGAUGGGAGCUACAAGUGCCAGUGUCCCCCUGGGCGUGAGCUGACGGCUGAGGGCACUGCCUGUGAGGACAUCGAUGAGUGCUCCCUGAGGGAUGGCCUGUGUCCCCACGGCCAGUGUGUCAAUGUCAUCGGUGCCUUCCAGUGCUCCUGCUAUGCUGGCUUCCAGGGCACACCUGACCGCCAGGGCUGCGUGGACAUCAACGAAUGCCGGGUCCAGAAUGGUGGGUGUGACGUACACUGUAUUAACACUGAGGGCAGCUACCGGUGCAGCUGUGGGCAGGGCUACUCGCUGAUGCCCGACGGAAGGGCAUGUGCAGACGUGGACGAGUGUGAAGAGAACCCCCGUGUUUGUGACCAAGGCCACUGCACCAACAUGCCAGGGGGUCACCGCUGCCUGUGCUAUGAUGGCUUCAUGGCCACGCCAGACAUGAGGACAUGUGUUGAUGUGGAUGAGUGUGACCUGAACCCUCACAUCUGCCUCCAUGGGGACUGCGAGAACACGAAGGGUUCCUUUGUCUGCCACUGUCAGCUGGGCUACAUGGUCAGGAAGGGGGCCACGGGCUGCUCUGAUGUAGAUGAAUGCGAGGUUGGAGGACACAACUGUGACAGUCACGCCUCCUGUCUCAACAUCCCGGGGAGUUUCAGCUGUAGGUGCCUGCCAGGCUGGGUGGGGGAUGGCUUCGAAUGUCACGACCUGGAUGAAUGCGUCUCCCAGGAGCACCGGUGCAGCCCAAGAGGUGACUGUCUCAAUGUCCCUGGCUCCUACCGCUGCACCUGCCGCCAGGGCUUUGCCGGGGAUGGCUUCUCCUGCGAAGACAGGGAUGAGUGUGCCGAGAACGUGGACCUCUGUGACAACGGGCAGUGCCUCAAUGCGCCCGGCGGGUACCGCUGUGAAUGUGAGAUGGGCUUUGACCCCACCGAGGACCACCGGGCCUGCCAGGAUGUGGACGAGUGUGCGCAAGGGAACCUCUGUGCGUUUGGGAGCUGUGAGAACCUGCCUGGAAUGUUCCGCUGCAUCUGCAAUGGUGGCUACGAACUGGACCGAGGGGGUGGCAACUGCACAGACAUCAACGAGUGUGCAGACCCAGUAAACUGCAUCAACGGCGUGUGCAUUAACACCCCCGGCAGCUACCUCUGCAGUUGCCCCCAGGAUUUUGAGCUGAACCCCAGCAGAGUGGGCUGCGUGGACACUCGGGCCGGGAACUGUUUCCUGGAGACGCAUGACCGAGGGGACGGUGGCAUUUCCUGCAGUGCCGAGAUCGGAGUUGGUGUCACCCGAGCUUCCUGCUGUUGCUCCCUGGGCCGGGCUUGGGGCAAUCCCUGUGAGCUGUGCCCUAUGACCAACACCACUGAGUACAGAACCCUGUGCCCGGGUGGUGAGGGAUUCCGGCCUAACCGCAUCACUGUCAUUCUGGAAGACAUCGACGAGUGCCAAGAGCUGCCAGGGCUGUGUCAGGGGGGUGACUGCGUCAACACGUUUGGCAGUUUCCAGUGUGAGUGCCCACCUGGCUACCACCUCAGUGAGCACACCCGCAUCUGUGAGGAUAUUGAUGAAUGCUCCACACACUCCGGCAUCUGUGGCCCUGGCACCUGCUACAACACCCUGGGGAACUACACCUGUGUCUGCCCUGCAGAGUACCUCCAAGUCAAUGGUGGCAACAACUGCAUGGAUAUGAGGAAGAGUGUCUGCUUCCGGCACUAUAACGGCACAUGUCAAAAUGAGCUGGCCUUCAACGUGACCCGGAAAAUGUGUUGCUGCUCCUACAACAUUGGCCAGGCCUGGAAUAGACCCUGUGAGGCCUGCCCCACUCCCACCAGUCCUGACUACCAGAUCCUGUGUGGAAAUCAGGCCCCGGGAUUCCUCAUUGACAUCCACACGGGGAAGCCCCUUGACAUUGAUGAGUGUGGGGAGAUCCCCGCCAUCUGUGCCAAUGGCAUCUGCAUAAACCAGAUCGGGAGUUUCCGCUGCGAGUGCCCCGCAGGCUUCAACUACAACAGCAUCCUGCUGGCUUGUGAAGAUGUCGAUGAGUGUGGCAGCAGGGAGAGUCCCUGCCAGCAGAAUGCCGACUGCAUCAACAUCCCCGGUAGCUACCACUGCAAGUGCACCCGAGGGUACAAACUGUCACCAGGCGGGGCUUGUGUGGGACGGAAUGAGUGUCGGGAGAUCCCGAAUGUCUGUAGCCAUGGUGACUGCAUGGACACAGAAGGCAGCUACAUGUGUCUGUGUCACCGUGGAUUCCAGGCCUCUGCAGACCAGACCCUGUGCAUGGACAUUGACGAGUGUGACCGGCAGCCUUGUGGAAAUGGGACCUGCAAGAACAUCAUUGGCUCCUACAACUGCCUCUGCUUCCCUGGCUUUGUGGUGACACACAAUGGGGAUUGUGUGGAUUUUGAUGAGUGUACUACCCUGGUGGGGCAGGUGUGCCGAUUUGGCCAUUGCCUCAACACAGCUGGUUCCUUCCACUGCCUCUGCCAGGAUGGCUUUGAGCUGACAGCUGAUGGGAAGAACUGUGUGGACACCAAUGAGUGCCUCAGCCUUGCAGGAACCUGCCUACCAGGCACUUGCCAGAACCUCGAGGGCUCCUUCCGCUGCAUCUGUCCCCCUGGCUUCCAGGUGCAGAGUGAUCACUGCAUUGAUAUCGACGAGUGCUCAGAGGAGCCCAACCUCUGCCUCUUUGGCACCUGUACCAACAGCCCUGGGAGCUUCCAGUGCCUCUGCCCACCUGGCUUUGUCCUCUCUGACAAUGGGCACCGUUGCUUUGACACACGGCAGAGUUUCUGCUUCACCCGUUUUGAGGCUGGGAAGUGCUCGGUGCCCAAAGCUUUCAACACCACCAAGACCCGCUGCUGCUGCAGUAAGAGGCCUGGGGAGGGCUGGGGAGACCCCUGCGAACUGUGUCCCCAGGAGGGCAGUGCUGCCUUUCAGGAGCUCUGCCCCUUUGGCCACGGGGCAGUCCCAGGCCCGGAUGACUCCCGAGAAGACGUGAAUGAGUGUACAGAGAACCCUGGCGUCUGCACUAACGGCAUCUGUGUCAACACCGAUGGAUCCUUCCGCUGUGAGUGUCCCUUUGGCUACAGCCUGGACUUCACUGGCAUCAACUGUGUGGACGCAGACGAGUGCUCUGUCGGCCACCCCUGUGGGCAAGGCACAUGCACCAAUGUCAUCGGGGGCUUCGAAUGUGCCUGUGCUGACGGCUUUGAGCCUGGCCUCAUGAUGACCUGCGAGGACAUCGACGAAUGCUCCCUGAACCCGCUGCUCUGUGCCUUCCGCUGCCACAAUACCGAGGGCUCCUACCUGUGCACCUGUCCAGCCGGCUACACCCUGCGGGAGGACGGGGCCAUGUGUCGAGAUGUGGACGAGUGUGCAGAUGGUCAGCAGGACUGCCACGCCCGGAGCAUGGAGUGCAAGAACCUCAUCGGUACCUUCGCGUGCGUCUGUCCCCCAGGCAUGCGGCCCCUGCCUGGCUCUGGGGAGGGCUGCACAGAUGACAAUGAAUGCCAGGCUCAGCCUGACCUCUGUGUCAAUGGCCGCUGUGUCAACACCGCGGGCAGCUUCUGGUGCGACUGUGAUGAGGGAUUCCAGCCCAGCCCCACCCUUACUGAGUGCCACGACAUCCGGCAGGGGCCCUGCUUUGCCGAGGUGCUGCAGACCACAUGCCGGUCUCUGUCCAGCAGCAGUGAGGCUGUCACCAGGGCCGAGUGCUGCUGUGGGGGUGGCCGGGGCUGGGGGCCCCGCUGCGAGCUCUGUCCCCUGCCCGGCACCUCUGCCUACAGGAAGCUGUGCCCCCAUGGCUCAGGCUACACUGCUGAGGGCCGAGAUGUAGAUGAAUGCCGUAUGCUUGCUCACCUGUGUGCUCAUGGGGAGUGCAUCAACAGCCUUGGCUCCUUCCGCUGCCACUGUCGGGCCGGGUACACACCGGAUGCUACUGCUACUACCUGCCUGGAUAUGGAUGAGUGCAGCCAGGUCCCCAAGCCAUGUACCUUCCUCUGCAAAAACACGAAGGGCAGUUUCCUGUGCAGCUGUCCCCGAGGCUACCUGCUGGAGGAGGAUGGCAGGACCUGCAAAGACCUGGACGAAUGCACCUCCCGGCAGCACAACUGUCAGUUCCUCUGUGUCAACACUGUGGGCACCUUCACCUGCCGCUGUCCGCCCGGCUUCACCCAGCGCCACCAGGCCUGCUUCGAGAUGGAGUCUUGCUCCGUCACCCAGGCUGGAAUACGGCAAUAUGAUCACAGCUCACUGAAACCUCAAAUUCCUGGGCUCAAGCAAUUCUCUCCCUUCAGCUUCCCUGGUACUUGGGACUACGGGCUCACCACAUCUGGGUUUUUUGUUUUGUUUUUUGUUUCUCAGAGAUGGAGUCUCUUAAUGACUCUAUUGCCCGGGCUGGAGUACAGUGGCUAUUCACAAAUGUGAUCACAGCACACUGAAGCCUCAAACUCCUGGUGUCAAGUGAUCCUCCCACCUCAGCCUCCUGAGAGGGCUUCAGUUUUAAGAGAGGGAUCAGGUCAAGUGUCACCAAAAGAGAACAUUUGGCUGGGCACUGUGGCUCAUGCCUGUAAUCCCAGCACUUUGGGAGGAUGGCUUAGGGCCAGGAGUUCGAGACCAGCCCAGGCAACAUGGCAAGACUCCAUCUCUACAAAAAAUACAAAAUUAGCUAGAGGUGGUGACACCUGCCUGUAGUCUUAGCUACUUAGGAGGCUGAGGUGGGAGGAUCUCUUGAACCCAGGAGGUUGAGGCUGCAGUGAGCAGUGUUCAUACCACUGCAGUCCAGCCUAGGGGACAGAGCAAGACUCUCAAAAAAAAAAAAAAAAAAAAAAAGAGAGAGAGAACAUUUGAACAAAGACUCUUGAAACAAGAGGCAUUUCUGUUUCUCUGCAACAUUAAAGUCUGUGGCCAGGCAUAAUGGCUCACACCUGUAAUCCCAGCAUUUUGGGAGGCUGAGGCAGGAGGAUUGCUUCAGCUCAGGAGUUUGAGACCAGCCUGGGCAACACAGUGAGACCCCAUCUCUAUUAAAAAAAAAAAGUAAGGUUUUCACUGGACGUGUGAGCAGCUGCAUGGACCAGGGCCGUGCAUCACAUGGGUACUAUCCGUGGAGCAAGGUCACACGUGACUGCUUCUCUCACUAGAAAUGAGUUUAAAUUCUCAGCCAGGCAGGUGGUGGUGUGAGGCUCAACUUGAUCAAAAGUCAACAAACUUUUUCUGCAAAGGGCUCAAGAGGAGUAAAUAUUUUCAGCUUUGUAGUUGAGAUGGUCUCUGUCGCCAUGAUUGGACUCUACCAUGCUAGCAUCAAAGCAGCUGGAGAGAUACGUAAAUGAAAGACCGUGUCUGUGUCCCAAUAAAACUUUAUUGAUACAACAGAUAGUGGCUUGGAUUUUGUCUCAGGGUGUUCCUGUCUGUUGAUGACUAAACUAUUAAUAGAAGAGCAAACUCACAUGACCACAGUAGGCCAGCCUGACACUUGGUUUGCUUUGCUAGAUGUAAAGGAAAGAAAUCGUGGGUGGUGGCAGACAUUUCUGUUUUUAAUUUUUGAGAUGGAGUCUUGCUCUGUCGCCCAGGCUGGAGAUUGCAAUGGUGCAAUCUCAGCUCACUGCAAUCUCACCUCCCAGGUUCAAGCGAUCCUCCUGCCUCAGCUUCCCAAGUAGCUAGGACUACAGGUGUGUGCCACCACGCCCGGCUAAUUUUUGUAUUUUUUGUAGAGAUGGGGUUUUGCCAUGUUGCCCAGGCUGGUCUUAAACUCCUGGGCUCAAGCAAUCUGCCCAUCUCGGCCUUCCAAAGUGCCGGGAUUGCAGGCCACGGUGCCUGGCUGUGCCAGACAUUUCUUCUGGCCAGAGUCUAGAGCUAUUCUCUGUGGCCCCUCAAGUGACAGCUCAGGCAGCUGCAGGGGCCACUCCUACUUAGAAGCUGCAUAUUCCCAUGUCUGUUGUUUCCAAGAGAUAUUCACUUUUUGUUUGCUCAUUUUUGUUUUUUGAGACAGAGUCUCACUCUGUCGCCCAGGCUGGAGUGCAGGGGCGUGAUCGUGGCUCACUGCAACCUCUGCUUCCUGGGUUCAAACGAUUCUCCCACCUCAGCCUCCCAAGUAGCUGGGAUUACAGGCAUGCAGCACCACAUCCAGCUAAUUUUUGUAUUUUUAGUAGAGACGGGGUUUCACUAUGCUGGUCAGGCUGGUCUCGAACUCCCAGCCUCAGGUGAUCUGCCCGCCUCGGCCUCCCAAAGUGCUGGGAUUACAGGCAUAAGCCACUGUGCCCGACCCCAAGAGAGACUCUACAUCUCCAUAGAUAUGUGCUUAGUGUCAAGAAUCUCUGUACUCAAGGAAGCUAAAAGCAGGAUUUUCCACCAGGAAUUUGCUGUUAAUUCCUCAAAAUCCCAGUUCAAAUGCAAUAUACCAGCCAUGGGCUCCUACCAUUGUAGCAAUGCUCUCUGGCCAUUUCUACCAAUGCCCUCCUACCAUCGUAGCAACCUGGCCAUUUUAGCCAGCUCAGGCUGCCGUAACAAAAUGCCAUAGACUGCAAGUGUGGGAUUUAGCAAAUUCAGAUCCAAAAACUGGGCCGGGCGCAGUGGUUUGCACCUGUAAUCCCAGCACUUUGGGAGGCUGAGUUGGGAGGAUCUCUUGUGUCCGGGAGUUUGCGACCAGCCUGGGCAACAUAGUGGACAAUGCAGUCCCCACUAAAAAUACAAAAAUUAGCCAGGCAUGGUCUUGUGCACCUGUAGUCACAGCUACCCAGGAGCCUAAGGUAGGAGGCUCACCUGAGCCCAGGAGGCGGAGGUUGCAGUGAGCUGAGACUGUGCCACUUCACUCCAGCCCAGGGGACAGAAUGAGAUCCUAUCUAAAAAAACCAAAAUUA